AUGAGGCAUUGGUUACUUAUAAGUAUAACAGUCCCCGUGACCGACGGGGAGGACUCGACGGAGGUCCCUGUGGCCGACGGGGAGGACUCGACGCACGUCCCUGUGGCCGACUGGGAGGACUCGACGCACGUCCCUGUGGCCGACGGGGAGGACUCGACGGAGGUCCCUGUGGCCGACGGGGAGGACUCGACGGAGGUCCCUGUGGCCGACGGGGAGGACUCGACGCAGGUCCCUGUGGCCGACGGUCAGGACUCGACGGCCGGCGGGGAGGACUCGACGGAGGUCCCUGUGGCCGACGGGGAGGACUCGACGGAGGUCCCUGUGGCCGACGGGGAGGACUCGACGGAGGUCCCUGUGGCCGACGGGGAGGACCCGACGGAGGUCCCUGGGUCCGACGGGGAGGACUAG
Molecule: messenger RNA, 408 nt
Organism: Penaeus vannamei (Pacific white shrimp)
Lineage: Eukaryota; Metazoa; Arthropoda; Malacostraca; Decapoda; Penaeidae
Source: RefSeq, a predicted model, not a curated record